This is a messenger RNA of Austrofundulus limnaeus, 3154 nucleotides long. RefSeq names its product HECT and RLD domain containing E3 ubiquitin protein ligase 4 (gene herc4). Gene Ontology annotation, biological process: ubiquitin-dependent protein catabolic process; protein ubiquitination. The record is from RefSeq and is a predicted model, not a curated record. Gene Ontology annotation, cellular component: cytoplasm. NCBI's taxonomy places the organism in Eukaryota, Metazoa, Chordata, Actinopteri, Cyprinodontiformes, Rivulidae. Gene Ontology annotation, molecular function: ubiquitin protein ligase activity.
CCGAACCGACACCGGAGCGCAAACGCUGCGGUUUCUCRGGAGGUUUCAGAAACAUCAGGAGUUUGUCAGACGUUCAGGUCACACAGAUAGCCUGCGGGUACCGGCACUCCCUCGCACUUUCAAAAGGCGGUCAGAUCUUCUCCUGGGGCCAGAACCGAUACGGUCAGCUGGGUCUGGGCUUAAGUGGACAGAGCAUCCCCACGCCUCAGAUGGUCCAGUCUCUGCAGGGAAUCCCCUUCGCUCAGGUCUCGGCGGGCGGGGCUCACAGCUUCGCCCUCACCCUCUCGGGCGCCGUCUUCGGCUGGGGCUGCAACAAAUUCGGCCAGCUGGGUCUCAACGACACCAACAAUCGGCAGCACCCAGUCCUCCUGAAGUCUCUGAGAUCACAGAGAGUGAUUUAUAUCUCCUGUGGAGAAGAUCACACAGCUGCUCUCACCAAGGAAGGAGGGGUGUUCACGUUUGGAGCAGGAGGGUACGGACAGCUGGGCCACAACUCCACAAACCAUGAAAUCAACCCCAGGAAGGUGUUCGAGCUCAUGGGGAACGUGGUCACGCAGCUCGCCUGCGGGAGGCAGCACACGCUGGCCUUCACACCCGCCUGUGGGAAGAUGGACUCAUUCGGACUCGGCGGUAACGGACAGCUGGGCACGCGCUCCACCAGCAACAGGAAGAGCCCCGCCCCCGUUAAAGGCCCCUGGGUCGCCGCCACAAAGGAAAACGAUCAGGAGCAGAACUGUUUUGUCAAAAGGAUUUAUGCAGGAGGAGAUCAGAGCUUUGGUCAUUAUUGCGAGAACCGUCAGGAUGCAGAGGAGAGCAAACAGGAUCCUCGGAGGAAAAUUUGCUUCCUGAGCGAGGAAAUUGUGCAGAAAUGGCUGAAUUACUCAGCAGGAAGACUUCCUCUGGAAAUCUCCAAUGAAAUCAACCUGCUGUUCUCCUCAGCGAGCUGCCUCAACGCAUCUUUUCUGUCCACCAGUAAUCCAGACCACUUCAGUACCAGUGGUAAAUGUUCAGGGGUGGACAUGAACUCUGCUCGGCUGCUCUUCCACAGACUGAUUCAGCCAGACAAACCGGAGGUCUCUCAGCAGGUCGCUGCCAGUCUGGAGAAACACCUGAUCCCCAGGUUGAGUAAUGCCCCCCCGGACAUCGAAGCCCUGAGACUCUACGUCACGCUCCCAGAAUGCCCUCUGUUCAGCGACCGCAGCAAUUACAUCACCAUCACCAUUCCCUUCGCCAAGUGCGUGGUGGGCCUGACGGAGGCGGCGCUGAAGGUGUUGGGAAACUGGUGGUCCACCUUCGAGCCCCAAGUCUUCCAAAGGUUGGUGGAUCUGUACAAAGACGUGGUGGUCUAUCUGCUCCAGAUGCACAAGGUGGGCAUCCCGCCGACGGAGCAGAGGAUCUUCUCCUGCUUCCUGGACACGUCCCUUUGCUUCCUGGAGGUCCUGCACAAGGUGAACGAGAAAGCAGGAAACAUCAUCCAGUACGACAAGUUCUACAUCCACCAGCUGGACGACUUGGUGGACAUAAAGAACGACUACGUGACGUGGAUCCAGAGGCAGAUGUACCCCAUGGGUCGGGACGGCGUCGUGACUCUGUGCAGGUACCCCUUUGUGUUUGAUGCCCUGGCCAAAACUGCUCUGCUGCAGACGGACGCCGUCAUACAGAUGCAGAUGGCAGUGGACCAGGCGCAGAUGCAGAACUUCAGCUCCAUGUUUCUGCCAGCUGUUGAGUCAGUCAACCCGUGUCUGAUCCUCAUCGUUCGGAGGGAAAACAUAGUGGGAGACACCAUGGAGGUCCUCAGGAAAUCAAAGAAUGUCGACUACAAGAAACCCCUCAAGGUGAUCUUUGUGGGAGAAGACGCCGUUGAUGCAGGAGGCGUGAGAAAAGAGUUCUUCCUCCUGAUCAUGAAGGAGCUGCUUGAUCCCAAAUAUGGGAUGUUUCGUUACUACGAGGAGUCCAGGCUCAUCUGGUUUUCACACAAGACGUUCGAGGACUUCGACUUGUUUAACCUGAUCGGGGUCAUCUGUGGACUGGCCAUCUACAACCUUACUAUCGUGGAGCUCAACUUCCCCCUGGCCCUCUACAAGAAGCUCCUGAAGAUGAAACCAACGCUGGAUGACCUGAAGGAGCUGAUGCCAGACGUGGGCAGGAGUCUGCAGGAGUUACUGGACUACCCAGAAGAUGACAUCGAGGAAACGUUCUGCUUGAAUUUUACUAUCACGGAGGACCACUACGGUGCCACAGAGGUCCUGGAGCUGGUACCGAACGGCAACAACAUCGACGUCAAUAAAUCCAACAGGCAGGAGUUCGUCAGCGCCUACGUCAACUAUGUCUUUAACUCGUCUGUGGCUCUGCUGUUCGAGGGCUUCUACUCAGGCUUCCACAAAGUGUGUGGAGGGAAGGUUUUAGAUCUGUUCCAGCCGAGCGAGCUACAGGCCAUGAUCAUCGGCAACACCAACUACGACUGGACAGAGCUUGAAAAGGGAACCGAGUAUAAAGGAGUGUACUGGGCGGAUCAUCCAACCAUAAAGCUCUUCUGGGAGGUGUUCCACGAUCUCCCCCUGGAGAAGAAGAAACAGUUUCUCUUGUUCCUCACAGGAAGCGACCGCAUCCCGAUCCUGGGCAUGAAGAGUCUGAAGCUGGUGAUCCAGCCCACGGGCGGAGGCGAGGACUACCUGCCCGUCGCCCACACCUGCUUCAACCUGCUCGACCUCCCCAAGUACACGAGCAAGGAGACGCUCCGCGAGAAACUUUUACAAGCGAUAGAUCACAAUCAAGGCUUUAACCUGGCCUGACGGAGGACCACAUUCAAACGUUUCUACGAACUGAACAUAGACCCGUUUUUUUUUUUUCCUGCUAUUCAAGCUGCAGUAAACUACUGAUAAACACCAGUAAUAACACGAUCCUUCCAAGCUUAGAGUCAAUAUUUGUCCAGAUGUUUCUGCUGGAUGAUGAUUUAAUGUCUGUAAAAAAAAGGAUGAAAUGUCUGCAGCACCGGUGCUACAGUUCUGAUCAAACACCUUCAUUAAGUGUUGAAAUCCACACAAUGUGAACUGGUUUGUUUCAGGGGAGUUGGGUUGUGACGGUUUGGAUUCUGCUGGCUGUAAGCCUUAAACAAUUCAAAAAAUAUCAAAUAAAAUACGGCCACUGAAACUGA